Sphaeramia orbicularis (orbiculate cardinalfish) is the source of this 3772-nucleotide messenger RNA. Its product is annotated as protocadherin-10. Gene Ontology annotation, molecular function: calcium ion binding. Gene Ontology annotation, cellular component: plasma membrane. NCBI's taxonomy places the organism in Eukaryota, Metazoa, Chordata, Actinopteri, Kurtiformes, Apogonidae. The record is from RefSeq and is a predicted model, not a curated record. Gene Ontology annotation, biological process: homophilic cell-cell adhesion.
UUCACACACCACCGGUGUUGCGCGUGGAGUACAACAGAGAGCGAGUGAGAGAGAGAGAGGGAGAGAGGGAGAGAGUGGUGUUUUCCCUCUCCUCUCGCCUGCCAUUCCCUCCACUGAACUCCCCAGUAAAGUUCUCCCUGAACAUAUGUGUUCAAACGCACAUAUGAAGACAUCUCAUCUGGGGAGACUCCGCUUCUGCGUUUCCAGCCAAAUGGCCUCAUAAGGAGCAUGGUGUCUGGCUGAGGUGAUUUUUACGCACGGAGCUGACAUGGAUCACGGACUCUUCAGAGGCAGUUGGCUGCCGGUGACUGGGAUGGUUGUGUGCCUCCUUCUCUGUGCGUGUGUAGUGGACCUGGUUCUUGCGCAAAUUCGCUACUCAAUACCUGAAGAGCUGGAACACGGAGCAUUUGUGGGCAACAUCGCCGAAGACCUGGGCUUAGAUGUGGCCAGGCUGUCAGCUCGUAGAUUUCGUAUAGUUUCUGGCGCAAAGAAACAAUAUUUAGAAGUGAACUUGGAGAACGGCAUUCUCUUUGUAAACGAAAAGAUAGACAGAGAGGAGCUGUGUGAACGAAGUCCCAGCUGUUUCUUACACUUACAAGUGGUCAUUGAAAACCCCUUAGAACUGUACAGAGUGGAAGUGGAAAUUUUAGAUGUAAAUGACAACUCUCCUAGUUUCCCGUGGAGCGAGUUUAAUCUUGAUAUCACCGAGUCGGCUGCCCCCGGCUCUUGUUUCCCAUUAGAAAGCGCACAGGAUCAGGACGUGGGCACCAACUCUCUGCGCUCCUACCAGCUAAGCGCAAACGAACACUUCAUCCUAAAUAUUCAGACGCGUAAUGAUGGAAGCAAGUUUGCUGAGCUGGUGCUGGAUACCCCACUGGACCGAGAGCAGCAGAAAAAGCAUGAAAUGGUUCUGACUGUUGACGGGGGCUCUCCUGAACGGUCUGGGACAGCACUGAUAACUAUUACAGUGUUAGAUGCAAACGAUAACGUGCCGGUGUUUGAUCGCUCUGUUUACCGGGCGAGUCUGGUGGAAAACGCACCUAGAGGGACACUGGUGCUGAAGUUGAACGCCACAGACCUAGACGAGGGCUCCAAUGGGGAGGUGACCUACGCGUUUAGCGGGCACGCACCACUCAAGGUGCGUGAACUGUUCAGUGUGGACCCGUACACGGGUGAAAUCCGAGUCAAGGGCGUUGUGGACUAUGAGAAAGCCAGUGUGUAUGAGCUGUACGUACAGGCGAAAGACAGAGGUCCCUCGGCUGUGGCAGUACACGGUAAAGUACUCGUAGACAUUCUGGAUGUGAAUGACAACGCGCCAGAAGUCAUCCUCACAUCAGUGUCCACGCCAGUACAGGAGGACGCGCCACCUGGCACGGUGAUCGCUGUUAUCAGCGUCAUGGACAGGGACUCGGGAGAGAACGGGAAUGUUGACUGCCAAAUUCCAAGCAACGUACCUUUUCAGCUCCACUCAUCCUUUAAAAACUAUUAUACUCUGGUGACAAGCGAGUUUCUAGACAGAGAAUCGGUGUCUGAGUACAACAUCACCCUCACCGCCCGUGACUUGGGCUCUCCUUCGCUCUCCACCAGGAAAACCAUCCUCGUCCAAGUGUCUGACAUUAACGACAACCCCCCGCGGUUCUCUCAACCUUCAUACACAGUUUAUGUGACCGAGAAUAAUGCCCCGGGCGCUUCCAUUUGCUCUGUAACUGCAUUCGACCCCGAUUCUAACCAGAACGCCUAUCUGUCUUACUCUAUUCUUGAGGGUCAGAUUCAGGGCAUGCCGGUGUCCACUUAUGUCUCCAUCAACUCUGACAACGGCAACAUAUAUGCAUUGCGCUCUUUCGAUUAUGAACAACUUAGAAACUUUCAGAUUCUGGUACAAGCGCAGGACGCGGGUUUCCCCCCUCUCGCCAGUAAUGUCACAGUGAAUGUCUUUGUUUUGGACCAGAAUGAUAAUGCACCUGUUAUUAUAUCUCCGCUGCCCAAAAAUGGGACCGUAGCCACGGAGGUGGUUCCGCGGUCGGUAGACGCGGGGUAUCUGGUUACAAAAAUCACAGCUCUAGACGCAGAUGCAGGACAAAACUCCAGACUGUCCUACCAGGUGUUGCAAGCCACAGAUCCGGGGCUGUUCAGCGUGGCUCUGUACACGGGAGAAAUAAGGACUAUUCGCCGGUUAGUGGAAAAAGACGCAACAAGGCAAAGACUGGUAAUAUUAGUCAAGGACAACGGGCAGCCGCCUCUCUCCGCCACCGUAUCUAUUGUCCUCACAGUGGUAGACAGCGUACCCGAGUCGCUGUCAGAUUUCGGAGACCUCACUCUCAGCCCACAGCCCCCCUCAAACCUCGCUCUCUACUUGAUCGUGUCACUGAGCACAAUAUCUUUAAUAUUCCUGGUGGCUAUUAUUGUGCUGGCUGCGGUCAAGUGCUACAAAGACAGAGAGACCCUCAGCGGAUACAAUCUGCCCCCCUUCGCCUGCUGCUGCUGUGGGGGGUUUCAGCCCGAGCCGCCUCCGGAGGUGUUCAAAAAAUCCAACCUGAACCUGCAGAUUUCAUCCGCAGCUAAAGUGCCCACGAACUGUAUGGAGCCGUGCAGCCCAGGCAGCACACCGAGGAACAACGAGGCGAAGAGCGCAGAAAACUCCUGGAACGCGCAAAGCCGGAGUGCAUCUGUGAACAACGGAGCAACCACUCCAAAUGAGCUCAAACAGCCAAACACAGACUGGACUCUUACAAAGAAUCAGAACUCCUCCAUUAAAAGUUACAACUCUAUCAACAUGGAUGGAACUCUUAUGCGUAAGGCAAUGCACGCAGAUCCAGAAAACUAUGUCACCUCCAUGGCACCAGGACAGUACUGGACUUGGGGUACUCACAUGAGAGGCAUGAAAGAUUAUAAGAUGACCCCUUCAACCAGUGGUGUCCAGUCUCGUCCCUGGACUCCAAGGUGCACACCGCCUCCCCAGCAGCAGCAGCCAUCCAUCCCCUCUCAUCCUCAUCCACACCCCCCGCCUGAUUACCACCACAAUGUGUACAUCCCUGGGACGCCAUCAGGGUUUUGCACCCUGAGGCCUGCAACGCAAAGAAGUGAGCUGGAUGUUCACAACUCCUUCUCCACUUUUGGCAAGAGGAGACGUCUUCAGAUGUCACCUCAGGGAGAGGCUGCUAUGAUAAAUAAUGACUUGUACAAUGACUGACUUUUGAACGACUAUCUAAAGGGAUGAUGAGAAUGACAGAUAACCUCAUAAGAAGUCGGAGGAAAUGACUAUUUAGUAUAUAAAUAAUUGGACAAAAGAUUUAUUGAAUAAAAAGGAAAGGAACUGUGCAAAAAAAAAAAAAAAACCUGCUUUGGCAAAAUAUUGGAAAUAAUGUCUGAUGGAUAUUUGGUAUUUAUGUGACAUGCCACUGCGAUAUGGUUAAUGUAUGCAUUUGCCAAUUAUUAUCAUUAUUAUUAUUAUUAUUAUUAUUAUUAUUAUUAUUAUUAUUAUUAUUAGUUAGACAAUCAAACUGGAGAAGCAGUUGCCAGUUGUUACAUCCAAAAUGUACUAAACAGCAUUAGCAAAUAAUGAUUUUGCACAUCCUUAUCAAUUUAUAUUUUUUAGGUUUAAUGAAAAAGAAAAUUGUUUUUGUAUGUUUGUUUGCAGAGCUUGUGUGAAUACGACAAAUAGUAUGAUAGUGUUUUUGCAAGCUGCAACAUACCGCAGAUAACUGUAAAGAAGGGGAAAAUUCUCCACACAUGUACUGUACACAUUUAUGAAAAUAAAGUAUUUUUUUCAUAA